Molecule: messenger RNA, 765 nt
Organism: Hibiscus syriacus
Lineage: Eukaryota; Viridiplantae; Streptophyta; Magnoliopsida; Malvales; Malvaceae
Product: U11/U12 small nuclear ribonucleoprotein 25 kDa protein
Exons: 4
Coding region: 141-662 (173 amino acids)
Biological process (GO): mRNA splicing, via spliceosome
Cellular component (GO): U12-type spliceosomal complex
Source: RefSeq, a predicted model, not a curated record
GUUGGCCCAUCCCUUGAAUUCGAAGUAAUCGACUUAAAAUCUACAAACCCAAUGAAGCAAAUUGGCAAUCGGUUAAUGGAAGAUACCUUCCCGAUUGAUUUCCGGUGACGGUGAUUAUAUCGGUAUAGUGCCAUAGAGAAAUGGAGUUGGGGUCUAAGGAGGAAGAGAACGUGGUGGGAUAUCACAGCAAUAACGUGAAGAAAGCCAAGUUACUUUCAACAUUGUCCGCACUCCUUGACGAUCCAAUUCUCGCCGAUGUCCCUAAGAAGCCCACUUUGUCCGAUGUCGAUACUCUCAUCAGCCUUGAACUGGGGAGUGCCAUGCGGAUCUCUAUCCUCAAAUUAGACGGAACCUCCUUCGAUGUUGUGGUGAUGAAUUCGGCCACGGUGAAAGACUUGAAGCUCGCUAUCAAGAAGAAAGUUAUUGAGUUGGAGCAGUCAAAGAUGGGUCAUCGACAUAUUUCAUGGAGGCACGUUUGGUCCAAUUUCUGCCUAGCACACCACAAUGAGAAGCUCUUUGACGACGGCGCUGCGCUUCAGGAUUUUGGUGUCCGAAAUAACUCUCAGUUACAUUUUUUACCCCAUGUUGUCUCGAAGGGUUCCGGGAGUCAUUCUAAGAGGAGAAAGCACCGUUUCUUCCAUGGCCUGAACAAGCGUUCGUGAGGACUCUCAAUUGUUCGUUUUCGAGUGUUCCUUUUGCCAAAUGUAGGUCAUUCCAGAAAUUUACAAGUUUUUAUUUAGGGUGAGUUCUAUACCAGAAUGAAAA